UAUUUUCUACUUUACUUGUAGGGAGAAGAAUUACAUGUCUCCUUCUUUACCACUGAUUCUGUUUAUAUCCUAAAAGUAAAUUGUUUCAUUUUUAUUCAUCAUCAGCUCUUGACUUGAGCUCUCUCACACAUCUCCUUUAUAGCUGUUCUGAAAUCAAUGUUGAUAAAUCAGUUAUAUCUCUUUGGAUGUGAUGCUGUUAUUUAAACGUACAGCGUUUUACAUAGCUGUUGCUUUAGCAUAUAUAAAAAUGAAAACUUAAGUAUACCCAUAUGUUUAGAAUAAAAAAAUGUGUUUCAUUCUGUAGUAAUGCAGAAAAAUGUAUUGAAUACCCACUAUGUGCCGGGUUGUUAGGUAUUUCUAUACUUUAGCUAAUUCUCUUGACAGUCCAGUAAGGUAGGGUGUGGUAUCUCACUUAAUAGAAAAGAAAUUUGUUUAGUUUAGUCCAAGGCCAUCCUGAAACCAGAUUUGAACCUGGAUCUGUCCCUUCCAGAAGUUUUCACUGACAACACGCCAUCACAAAAGAUGGGAAAUUUACAUUUUUCUUAAAAACUACUUUGAUUCUGUUUCACUUUGUUGUGUUGCUAGUCACAAGAAAUGCAGGGAGUUAAGUUCUUUGAAUCCUCCUCUUCACUGUUUUUUUUUUUUUGUCCUGUUACAGUUCUCACAGUCUGCCAUCAUUUGACAGUAGCAGAGGCAUUCAGUUUAUUUCGACUGCUAUGACAUUUGUUUCUUAGAGAAAUUCCUACGGGUGCCAAUUCACCAAGCAUAAGGACAUCGUUUCCAGGCCCUCGUACAACAGUCUACUAUUUCUAAUAUCUUACCAUUUCUGUAAUCUUUGUAGUUACAGUGUCCUUUUUUUUUUUUUAAUAUGGACCUAACGAAUUUAGAUGAAAAAAAAAAUUGAAUCUAUUUUGGUAAUGGAAAAAAGAAUUUCCAGUGUGGUUACAAACCACAUCUUAUGAGCUGUUCUUUGCCUCCCACUUUAAGAAUUACCAAGUAUUUUUAAAAAUUGGAACCUGAAAUUCAGUUCAUUGCUUGGAUGCAUUUCUUAAGAAACCUCUGAGAAUUGAUUGUAGGAAAUUAGGGGAGCAGUUAGAAGAUGAUUGGAAAUAAGAUAGUGAGAGAAGAGCAAAAUGACCUGAAAAUGAGGACUUUACAAUUUUAAUUUUACCAGUGAAAGUGGAUUUGUUGUUUUUCUCUUUCUGUUAUACUCUGUGGUCCCAUAUUGGACAGUCUGUUGCAAAAAGCCAUUAUAGAUUUCAUAUAGGCCACUGUUUGAGUAUCUGAACUGGGAGUCUAUAGAGUAGAAUUGGGUAAAGUAAGACAGUGACUUAACUAAUGUAAAUAGCAUAUUCUGGUAUCUUGGAACUUAAGAGAUCCUUUUUCCACCUCAGAAUAUUUUAUGUGAGACACACUGGGGACUACCUCACUGCUAUUAGAUCUCAUAAUGUUAUCUGGUCACAUUUCUUAUUCUGCCUACCUCUAGUUUACUCUAGUUUCUCUUCUGCUUUCAAGGCUCCAGACCCAGUUCCUGGACCUGCCCUGGAAAAGAAGUAUCCAGUAGAGAUGAGCUCACUGCAGUUACUUAAUUAAAAAUUUGUAAGCUACAAAAAUGGCAAUGGGCCAACCAAGAACAGCUACAAUUUGAAUUUUUCUAUUUCCAGAAAAUGGUAGCACUCACCACAAAACCACAAUACAUAAAUUGCCAAGUGUGGCUGACUUUCACAUUCCUUUAGAAGAACUUAUAACUGAAAAUGCUUGGACAGAAGAGAUGAGUACUAUUUCCACUAAGGCCUAGAAUUGCCUACUGUACAAAUAGUCCUGAUCAGGCAAUAUACGAAUGGCCCAAGGAAGCCACCAAAUUGAUUUUCAGGUUUUACAUGACCUGCGACAAAAAUUCCCUGAAGUACCUGAAGUUGUUGUAUCCAGGUGCAUGUUACAGAAUAAUAAUAACCUGGAUGCUUGCUGUGCUGUUCUCUCUCAAGAGAGUACAAGGUAUCUUUAUGGUGAAGGAGACUUGAAUUUCUCGGAUGACUCUGGAAUUUCUGGCCUCCGAAAUCACAUGACUUCUCUCAACUUGGACUUGCAUUCACAGAAUGUUUACCACCAUGGAAGAGAAGGAAAUAGAAUGAAUGGAAGCAGGACUCUGACGCACAGCAUUAGUGAUGGACAACUUCAAGGUGGUCAGUCCAAUAAUGAACUCUUUCAGCAGGAGCCACAGACAGCACCAGCUCAAGUUCCUCAAGGCUUUAAUGUUUUUGGAAUGUCUAGUACAUCUGGUGCUUCAAAUUCAGCACCACAUCUUGGAUUUCAGUUAGGCAGCAAAGGAACAUCUAACCUUUCUCAGCAAACUCCCAGAUUUAAUCCCAUUAUGGUAACUUUAGCCCCAAAUAUCCAGACUGGUCGUAAUACUCCCACAUCUUUGCACAUACAUGGUGUCCCUCCACCUGUACUUAACAGUCCACAGGGAAAUUCUAUCUAUAUUAGGCCUUACAUUACAACUCCUAGUGGUACAGCUCGACAGACGCAACAGCAUUCUGGCUGGGUAUCUCAGUUUAAUCCUAUGAACCCUCAACAAGUCUAUCAACCUUCACAACCUGGUCCCUGGACUACUUAUCCUGCAUCUAAUCCUAUGUCACAUACCUCAGCCCAGCAGCCAAACCAGCAAGGCCACCAGACCUCUCAUGUCUACAUGCCCAUCAGUUCACCUACUACUCCACAGCCACCAACAAUUCAUUCAUCUGGUAGCUCACAGUCUUCUGCCCAUAGCCAAUAUAACAUUCAGAAUAUUUCAACAGGACCUCGAAAAAACCAGAUUGAAAUCAAACUUGAACCCCCACAAAGAAACAGCUCUUCAAAAUUGCGUUCUUCUGGACCUCGAACCUCCAGCAGUUCCUCUUCAGUCAACAGCCAGACCUUAAAUAGAAAUCAGCCCACUGUUUACAUAGCUGCCAGUCCCCCAAAUACUGAUGAGGUGAUGUCCCGUAGUCAACCCAAGGUCUAUAUUUCAGCUAAUGCCGCCCCAGGAGAUGAACAGAUCAUGCGGAAUCAGCCCACCCUCUUCAUAUCCACAAACUCUGGAGCAUCUGCUGCCUCCAGGAAUAUGUCUGGGCAAGUGAGCAUGGGUCCUGCCUUUAUUCAUCACCACCCUCCCAAAAGUCGAGCAAUAGGCAAUAACUCUGCAACUUCUCCUCGAGUCGUGGUCACUCAACCCAAUACAAAAUAUACUUUCAAAAUUACAGUUUCUCCUAAUAAACCCCCUGCAGUUUCACCAGGGGUGGUGUCCCCUACCUUUGAACUCACAAAUCUUCUAAACCAUCCUGAUCAUUAUGUAGAAACAGAGAAUAUUCAGCACCUCACGGACCCUACUUUAGCACAUGUGGAUAGAAUAAGUGAAGCACGGAAGUUGAGUAUGGGAUCUGAUGAUGCUGCCUACACUCAAGCUCUGUUGGUACACCAGAAGGCCAGAAUGGAACGACUUCAAAGAGAACUUGAGAUUCAAAAGAAAAAGCUGGAUAAACUAAAAUCUGAGGUCAAUGAAAUGGAAAAUAAUCUAACUAGAAGGCGCCUGAAAAGAUCAAAUUCCAUAUCCCAAAUACCUUCACUCGAAGAAAUGCAGCAGUUGAGAAGUUGUAAUAGACAACUCCAGAUUGACAUUGACUGCUUAACCAAAGAAAUUGAUCUUUUUCAAGCCCGAGGACCACAUUUUAAUCCCAGCGCUAUUCAUAACUUUUAUGACAAUAUUGGAUUUGUAGGUCCUGUGCCACCAAAACCCAAAGAUCAAAGGUCCACCGUCAAAACACCAAAGACUCAAGACACAGAAGAUGAUGAGGGGGCUCAGUGGAAUUGUACCGCCUGUACUUUUUUGAACCAUCCAGCCUUAAUCCGCUGUGAACAGUGUGAGAUGCCAAGGCAUUUCUGAGCCAAAAGGCCCUGUAGCUCUAAAACCACAUUGGAAGUUCAAGAAACGAGUCUGUCAUCAGGGGAAAAGUUUCACUGCUACAUAGGAUUUUGUCAAAUUGAAGGUGUGACGAGAUGGUGUUGUGCUAAUGUUAAAUGUCAGCCCACAGAGCUAGUGAUACCUCAGUCUAAUGUCAUGGGCAGUUGAAAUUCAUCACAUGAAAGGGGAUCUGCUGAGAGAGCCGGUUGCCUGCUGCCUAAGCACGUACAGUGUUACCAGUAGCCCAUUGUGGAUAACUCUCAAUAUACUAAUGCCUAGGUGUGCCCAGGACCUUUUCCCCCUCAUGUCACUACUGAAUUCUGACAGGAGGAAGGAAUAGAACGAUGGCUUUUUUUUUUAAAGCUUUCGGUGAAACACUACAAACAUGAAGAAAAGGAACAAGAUGUAACUAUUUAAAAACUGUUUGCUGCCGCACGGUGCCAAUGAGUAGGGGAAGAACUUCAUGAAUCUGUGGUACUCGUGGCCUCGUCUUUGUCUUCCCUGAAACGUCUCCACUCUGUGAAGCCAGCAUCUGGGGCCUAAAGAUGAAAAGGAAAGCAGCAUGCAUUGUCUGUACAAACGUGCAGUGAGAUAUCCCAAAGCUUUUCCUACUGUACAGAUCUCUCGAGUCUGCUUUCAGUGAUUUCUUUAUUAUUUUCUUAUAUUUCUAUAUGUAUAGUGUAAUAGUCUUUUGUUAACUAAUUUUCUUUUCUCCUUUUAGUGAUUAAGCACGAUCAUGUCCCUUUUUAAGCCUUACCUGAGAGAAGCAAUGCCUUAAAAUAAAAAAGCAUUAAUGAAAUGAAACUGUGCACAAAAUAACUUUCCUCUACUUACCCUACUCUGCCCUCAUGAGUGCCGAUGUUCUGUGAAGACGUGGGGAUGCUGCACACUGACUUGCAGGAAAUGUACUACAAGACUUGCGUCUCUCUAAGUCACACUAUGUCUGCCGACUUCAGCAGUGGGUCACACAGCACACUGAUCUUCCACAGGGAAGCUUAAAACGAAAGGUAUUUUUAACCCACUGACAGAGCAACAAGGUUAAGCUUGCUUCAUCUGCCUGGUGUCCCACAGAACUGUCACAAGAGAUUACUAUGGGGAAAGUACAGUUUUCAAAACCAGCCACAGCAGCAGAACCUACAGCCCUGGUGUGGGGAGAAGCGUAAUUGCUUUACUGUCGGGGCAGUCCGUUUCUAAACCUGACUUGGUGGCAGUAUCAUGUGUAUUUAUAAAACGAGGCUAGUCAAAUUUAGGACAACUGAAGGAAAGCUGGAAAAAAGAAAAGCAAACUUGAACACUGAAGCAACCUCAAGCAUCUCUUUAUUUUGAUGAUAUAUUUUUAUAAGGAAAAUAAAUAUUCAGAUGAUCGGGAAUGUAUAUAACUAAAUGAAAUCAAGAAAAAGAAAUAACAGUAUGCAUUUAAAAAACAGAAUUAUGAAAUUAUAUAUCAGUGCUUAGAAUGGGGCUAAGGGAAGUGCUGAAAUAUAGCAAAAGGUAGGAGAUAAUGUUGACUGUCACCCAUUGUAAAUGUCUGCAAAUGGAUAUUUUUUAAAUAAGCAGGAUUAUUACAGGUGAUCUAUAUGAAUGUCAAAGCCUUGACUUCCGGGCUUUGCAUCUUGUAUAUGGGAAGAAAUAUGACAAUCCUAGUUAAUUAGACCAUAGACCCAAAGCCCUUACAUUUGAUGCAUUUUGUUUUAAAACUAGGCCUUGUUUUUCAGCUUCAUCUGCAGUUCUAUGUGAAGAUUGAUAAAUCAGUUUUUACUUGUUUUAUUAAUAAAACGUAAUUUGGAUAUCUUGAGUUGAUGGUUUUGUGAUUUAGCUGGGUAAACUAUCUUUGUAACAGAUAAGUUAUUUAUAAAAAUUAAAAAACUUAUAUUCUAAUGUGGA
Leptonychotes weddellii (Weddell seal) is the source of this 5824-nucleotide messenger RNA. It is a transcript of the gene TAB2, whose product is annotated as TGF-beta activated kinase 1 (MAP3K7) binding protein 2. Gene Ontology annotation, biological process: positive regulation of protein kinase activity; positive regulation of canonical NF-kappaB signal transduction. Lineage: Eukaryota; Metazoa; Chordata; Mammalia; Carnivora; Phocidae. Gene Ontology annotation, molecular function: ubiquitin binding; K63-linked polyubiquitin modification-dependent protein binding. The record is from RefSeq and is a predicted model, not a curated record.